AGCGGGGCGGGGCCUAGGCAUCGAAUGGAAGAUGGCGGAGGAAAGGGAGAAGGCCGCCGGUGUGCCAGCAGUUCCGGUGUCGUUCACUUUUUCUCGAACCAGCGGACGGAAGCGGUUUCUCCACGUAACCGGGCAGAUUGGCGGCGAAGCGAAACAGGAGCCCGAUUUCCUCUCCGCUGUUGAAGGGAAAGAAUUGCAAAGUGUUCGACCAGCUCCUCAGCCAAAAGAGCUUGUCAUUCCCUUGAUCCGAAAGAAUCAGUGGAAGAAGCCUGAGGUCUCUGCAACCCAUCAGGAGCAGGAUGGGCUAAAUGGUGUUGAUGCACAAGCAGUCAAAGAACUCAUUGAAGAAUCCAAGAAAUCACAGGAGCAAUGGGAAAGUGGAAGCAAGGUAGAUUCCAACUUUGCAAUUCCUCUCCUCAUGGUAAACCGUAUGCCUGACGGCUUUGAAGAUGGGGACAAAGUGGAUGUCAGCCUCCGCCCAGAAUCAUCAACUGAGUCGGAUUAUGAAGAGGUACCAGUGGAAGCUUAUGGUCUUGCUAUGCUGAAGGGCAUGGGCUGGAAGGCAGGAGAAGGCAUUGGGCGCACAUUUAAACAGGAUGUGAAGCCAGCAGAAAAUCGUCUUCGGCCCAAGGGCUUGGGCCUUGGAGCAGAUCGCUCAGCAGCUAAGGACUUGAAACCUUCAGGAUCCCAGCGACCCCCAAAGCCAGGCGAGGAACCUUCAAAAAGCAAAGAUGAGCCUUUGGGGUUGGUUCCAGGAGGUGCUGUUUUCAUUGAAAGUGGGCCUCAUAAGGAGUUGUAUGGAAAGAUUGAAGGUGUUGAUGGAGAUAAUGCUCGUGUCAUGGUGAAACUGGCAAUUGGCAACAAAGUGGUCACUGUGAGUCAACAUGGAGUACAGCCUGUUACCCAGAAAGAAUACGAUAAGCUGGCUAAAGACUUAAGUCGCCUCAGCAAGGCUCAUAAAGAGAAGGAGGAGGAAGAAAGAAACGGGGCCAAGGACAGCUCUGAUAACAGGGCCUCCAAAGGAAAAAACGAGAGCAGGGACAAAAAAAGGAAGCACCCAGCAGAUUCAGACAGGGAGAACCAUACUGGGAAGCAGAGUAAGUCUGGUGACAGUUCCUCUUCCAGAGCUGCUCACUGGUUGCGCCAAGAUCUGCGAGUCCGUUUUAUAGACAAGCUCUACAAAGGGGGCAAAUAUUAUAAUACCAAGAUGGUAAUUGAAGAUGUCCUCAAGCCAGACACUUGUGUUUGCCGAAUAGCCGAGGGACAAAUUCUGGAUGGUAUCCAUGAGUCUAUGCUGGAGACUGUAAUUCCUCGGAAUGAUUCCGACUGGGUUAUGGUGGUACUAGGGGAGCAUGUUGGAAGGAUGGGCCGCAUUCUGCGUCGAGAUAAGGGACAGAAUCGUGCAGUGAUACAACUACAACAGGAUGAAGAAAAGCUUCUGACCCUGGAUUACGAUGCUAUCUGUCACUAUGUUGGUGGCUUCGAGGAUGAUUGAGAUCCACAGCUCCUCCAAAAAAGAGACCAUCUACAGAUCAGAGGAAUUUCUCUUCUGAGGCUCAAGAUAAAGAGCCCAGUUCAUAAUGUGGCAUCUCAAUGGAGUGGUGUUGGAAGUAUUAAGCAUGACAGACCACACCAUGGGCAGCCUUCAUAUGCACAGCAAUCCAUGAUUCAUAUUCAGUUAUUUGGCUGGGUUUUUUUUUUCUAAUGAAGAUUUUAGAUGUGCUGUUACUUUUGGUUAGUGACAUGUACAGAUCUCUGAAUCAAUGAUGCUCCAGAACUGCCAAAGACAAGAGUGAUCUAGUAAAGGCACUAUGUGGCAUAAUCAAACAGUUGCUGGUCAACUCUGGAUCUAGAGGACUGAAAAUUAAGCCACCCUUAGCACAAAGAUUUCUGAUUUAGAAACUAGUGGUUCAUGGACUUCCAUUUUAAAUUAUUAUUUUGGAUGUGGAGUUUUAAUCUCUUAAGAAUAGCUACUGCAAUUUGUGCCAUCUGCUGAAAAUUUGGGAUGAAGGCUGGUAAAAUGUAUGUAAGAAAUAACUUGCUCUUCAACUAAAAUUUUAGGAUGGAAACUGGAACCAAUGUAUUUUCCUGAUUUUUUUCAGGAUGGUCAUUUUUUAUUGAACUUAUAUUCACAAAAUCCUGAAGCAAUUAGUUGUCAGAAAAGAAUUGCUACACUGUAGAAGUUUGCAAAAGUUAUUUUAUUGGAAGAAACUGACAAGAUUACAAGGCAUUUCUGAAAGAAGGAAUAAUACUUACAAUAUCCUGGAGCAUCUAUUUUCAUCAUAGACCUAAACAUAAAUAAGCAUCAGAAAUGAACGUAGAUGAACCAUCUCUUGGCAGGUGUCCCAUUUUGCUAAAACGAAUAAGUUUGUGUGUAAAUUUCCCUCUCAAAAUGUCAUGUAAAGUUACUGUCUGUUUUUCCUGCCACCUGUGUAAAAAUGAAUACAGACCCAACUACUAUGUGUAAAAUAACUUUCUUAGACUUCGCUGAUAGUUUACUCUUUUUGGCUAUAAUAUAAGUAAAGUCUUAUUUUGCCUAUUCUUUGUAUGAUUGUUACUAAAACUGUGAUCAGUAAA
Messenger RNA from Pantherophis guttatus, 2577 nucleotides. It is a transcript of the gene GPKOW, whose product is annotated as G-patch domain and KOW motifs. Gene Ontology annotation, cellular component: spliceosomal complex. The record is from RefSeq and is a predicted model, not a curated record. Gene Ontology annotation, molecular function: nucleic acid binding. Lineage: Eukaryota; Metazoa; Chordata; Lepidosauria; Squamata; Colubridae. Gene Ontology annotation, biological process: mRNA splicing, via spliceosome.